AUGUUUGUAAACAAACUUUCUAAAGUACAAUUUUCCGAUCAACAGUUAGAUGACUAUGUUUUGGAAAAUUCUGUUCUUAAGAGUAAACUACAAAGUAAAAAUGAUGCACUAUCUAUUAUGAGUAAAGAAUUGGAUAAAUCUUGCAUGGAACGAGAUAGGUUUAAAACACUAGUUGAACAGUUAAAAUGUAGCAAGAUUGUGAUAAAAGAUACUAUGCAUGUUAUAAAUAAAUAUGCACCUACUAAUACAAUCAGUGGAGGUGAAAUUCUAGCCAAAACCAAGGAGCACAAUAAUCUGUUAAAGUUGGAGGUGGAAACAUUAAGAAGCAAACUUGAUGAUGCUAAUGGUGAUAUAUUAGCAUUGAGGAAACAGCUGCAAAAAAACAGGACUUUGGACAACAUCGGUGAAUGCAAAUCUGCAUCUCCAGUAGAAAGUAUAUACUCUCUAUUGGAAUAUGAACAACUAGUACAAGAACUUGAGAAAGUACAAAAAAAGUGUAAACAAAUGCAAAUGGAUUAUAGAGCUACCCUAGACGAAAAAGACGAGUUAGUUUCUGACCGUGACUAUUAUAAAAACAAAGUACAACGAUUAAACCAUCAAAUAAGUUUUCUGUUAACAAACAGAAUGAAGCAAUCUUUAGACAGCAAUAUAGCAAAACCUGUGGUUGAUAUUGAUGCACUUGUUAUGGAAAAUAAAUAUCUCCAUGAAAGUAUUACACAGUUACAAGUAGAGAAAGAAAUAAUGAAACGAACACUGAAUAAGUAUAAGACCUUGCUUGAUAGUAGAAGCAAAAAUGAUACUAUUAAUUUUCGAAAAGGAUUUGCAGAUGUCAUGACUCAACAACAAGUUCGAGAAUAUUUAAACUCUAAUACAAAAAGUGGACUAAAAAAAUCCUCACUAACGGAACUGAAAUCUCUUUGUUUGGGAUUGUUUGAAGCAUUAAAUGAUAAAUCCAUAGCACUGCAACAUCAACGAAAGACAAACCAGGUUUUAGCCAAUAGAAUAUCUGAACUAGAAAAAACCAUGGAGAGUUGGUGUAACGGACAAAAGUGUGUACCAAUAUUCCCCUCACAGAUGCUAAUGGAAGAAUUUUUAAAUGACUCAAGGUCCAUAAAAUCUGAAGAUAGAGAAAAAGUUGAGCGGGAACCAUCUGAUAAUUAUUUAGAUAGUGAAGAGGGGAACAUAAAUGGUGAAAGUUUUACCAGCGAUAGAUGUAUAUCAAAAAUUGUCCUGCCAGAAGAUCUUCAAGAGUUAGUGAAGGAAGCUCUUGCUGAAUUAAAAGCAUAA
This is a messenger RNA of Pieris macdunnoughi, 1287 nucleotides long. Lineage: Eukaryota; Metazoa; Arthropoda; Insecta; Lepidoptera; Pieridae. The record is from the annotation of a GenBank genome assembly.